This is a messenger RNA of Tarenaya hassleriana, 664 nucleotides long. RefSeq names its product CASP-like protein 4D2. The record is from RefSeq and is a predicted model, not a curated record. The coding region runs from base 107 to 664 and encodes 185 amino acids. The transcript is spliced from 3 exons. NCBI's taxonomy places the organism in Eukaryota, Viridiplantae, Streptophyta, Magnoliopsida, Brassicales, Cleomaceae.
AAUCGCAAGGACUUGGAGCUCUCUGUUCGAUCUUACCAUAAAACCUUAGAUUUGAUUGAUUAAUUACUUAAUCAACUAAUCAAGACCACGAGGAAUAUUUAUCAUAAUGGCGCCACCACCCACCGGGUCGCCGUCUCCGUCGAAGACGGCGGUGCUCGUACUCCUCUUGAGGCUUCUGACGGCGGCUUUCCUCGUUGUGUCGGUCAUCGUUCUCGGCACCAACUCCGGCACCUUCGAAAUCUCAGGACUCGCCGCCAAAGUCCGUUUCAAAGACGUUUAUGCCUAUAGGUACAUGCUCUCGGCUGGUGUGAUCGGACUGGUUUACUCAGUUAUUCAGCUUUUCUUCUCCAUCUCCCAAUUCGCCACCGGAAAAAUCAACCCCAUCAAUUUUCAGCUCGAUUUUUACGGCGACAAGAUCAUGUCGUAUUUUCUGGCAACGGGUUCCGCAGCGGGAUUCGGAGUGACGAAAGACCUGAAAGCCGCACUCUUGGCAUUCGUCACAUUCGAUUCAACCGAUCCCGUGGACAAAUUCUUCGGCAAAGCGUACGCCUCGGCCAGUCUUCUGCUCCUCGCAUUCGUCUGCCUAGCCGUUCUCUCCGUCUUCUCGUCUUUCGCUCUUAUUGAUAUCAUUAUUACAAACCAUGAAAGACUACCACUGAUAUAA